CUCAUAGGUGUGCACCAAAUUUCAAGACUCGGCUCUUUCCCCAAGGUGACAACCACAGACAUGUCUUCUUUUUCAAGCCCCUACGUGGAAGCCCUUCGGUCCUUCUAUAACGCGAUCGGCAAAAGGUACAACGGCUUAACGGGUUCAUUACACAGCGAAAGUGCACAAAGACUUGUCACCGCGGCAGGCUCAACGAUCAAAGCGGGCAGCUGGGUUCUCGAUUUAGCCACGGGCACAGGCAACGUGGCCUUCGCCGCAGCAAGCAGGGUGGGCCGAACCGGACGUGUUCUGGGCAUCGACAUUUCAGACGAUUUCCUGGAGCUUGCGUCUCAGGAAGCAAAAAGACUUGGGGUUGGAGAGUUCGUCGAUUUUCUCCAGCAGAAUGUUAGCGAUCUCUCACUUCCGGAACCAUAUGCCGGUAGGCGGUGUUUUGAUGUGGUAACUUGCGGGAGUGCCAUCGCCAUGAUUCCAUCUCCGGAGAUGGUAUUGGCUAUGGCUGCAACGGAACUGUUGAAACCAGGUGGAAUAUUUGUUGCGGACAUGCAUGGGACGCAUGUGCCUGCGAAGAUAUUUCUUGAUGUUGCAGUACCGCUAGGAUUCGAGUCCCCGAUCGAUCCAGUGUGGCUUAGCGAUCCACAGGCAGGUUUUCAUAAGAUCUUCAAAGAUUCGAUAUUCGAGCUGAAGGCUCUCACGGCGAGCAAUGUGUCUUUAGAGGCCAAGUGGGAUGCAAGCACGGCAGAAGCGACAGAGAAGCUUUGGGAAAGUAUUAUCGUUGACUCGACAUGGAUUUCCUUUGGCGUGGACAAGCUUGAUUCGAAGGUCAUUGCAGAAAUCAAGCAAGCUUGGGCUAAGAAACUCAGCGAUUACAAGGGUCCAGAUGGGGUUAUCGUUGCUGAGAUGAAGCAAUAUCUUGCUGUAGCCAUUUCCAAAAGCGAAUAAGCGGCCUACCCCAGAGGAUGUGACGAAAGACACUCAAUUCGUAGGUGGACGCUUAGGACAAACUAGGGGACUGAAAGAGGGAAAAUUCUUUCCUAGAGAUGUGUUCUGUGGUUAUUACUCU
This is a messenger RNA of Lindgomyces ingoldianus, 1060 nucleotides long. Its product is annotated as S-adenosyl-L-methionine-dependent methyltransferase. The transcript has a single exon. The record is from RefSeq and is a predicted model, not a curated record. Gene Ontology annotation, molecular function: methyltransferase activity. Bases 61 to 939 code for a protein of 292 amino acids. Lineage: Eukaryota; Fungi; Ascomycota; Dothideomycetes; Pleosporales; Lindgomycetaceae.